AUGAUGGAGGAGGAGGAGGAGAUGCAGAGUGAUCAAGUUGCAUUCACUUUGAUUGAUAAAUUAUGCAUUGCUACUAUACUGGAGAUCCUAAAAGACUGGUCAUCUUGGUUUCAAGAUUGUCGAAACCUAGAAGUCUUUGCCAAGUUUCCAGCUGGAAAUGGGGGGACAAUUGAACUGAUCUACACACAAUUUUAUGCUCUUACAACGCUGGUUCCUGCACGUGACUUCUGGACAUUAAGAUAUACUUCAACUUUCGAGGAUGGCAGCAUUGUGGUAUGUGAGAAAUCAAUCUCUGAUUAUGGUACUGGUCCAAACCCAUUUGUUGCUUCACAAUUAACAAGAGCCAAGAUGCUGGCCAGUGGCUAUUUUGUUCGGCCUUUUGAGGGGGGAGGGUCAACCAUUCACAUUGUUGAUCAUCUGGAUCUUGAGGCAUUGACUGCUCCUGAGGAGCUUCGGCCUCUUUAUGAAUCAUCCAAACUUGUCGCACAGAAGAUGACAGUUGCUGCACUGCAUUACAUUAGGAGAAUAGCUCGAG
Messenger RNA from Camellia sinensis, 535 nucleotides. The record is from RefSeq and is a predicted model, not a curated record. NCBI's taxonomy places the organism in Eukaryota, Viridiplantae, Streptophyta, Magnoliopsida, Ericales, Theaceae.